AUGAGGCACCAAGACGGAACAACGACCGACCCGUCGACACUGACUAGUGGUUCUCCCUCUCUCUCCACAGCAGCAGCCGCCGCCGCCAGCACAACCACAUCAUCUGUCGCCGCAGCCAUGUCCACGUUCAAUCUCCUGGCCACCGCGUCCACCGUCUUCCCGACGUCCUCGGCAUCUUCGUCUACGUGUCACACACCACAAACGAACGCAGCGACGCCGUCCACCGCCAGCGGCGUCUUGCUGCUGGGCAAACUCAUGCGUCGCGACCGUCGCCUCUUUACGUGGAAAUGGCGCGACUUUGUCCUCGAGCGCUCGCGACUGCAGUACUUUAGUGCCAAGGGCAACCGGAAGGGGGACAUUUUGCUGACGCCACAGACGCCCAUCACCAUCCGCAUGUGCAGUGAACCCAAGCCCUUUGGGUUCCUGCUCUUUAUCAAAGACACGAAGCUCACGCUCGCCGCUGCGACCGAGCGCGAGCGACGGCAGUGGAUUGACGUCUUUUGUGACGUGUUUCACGCUAGUGUCGAGCAGACGCCGACGGACAACAAGGCUGAACGGCGUGCGAGACCGACGUACUUGCCGAUCCCGGAUCUUGGUGUCGAGGCGGACGGUACGACGAACUCAGUUUUUGCGCAGCAGUCAAGCUCGAUCACAAGCGUUGAGAGCGGAGAAUUCGUGGAUGGCAGCAACUACUCGACUCCAGUCAUGGCACACAAUGUUCUGGACAAUGAAGACGCGAAACGGGACUCGUUUGGUGAAGAUGUGAUCCCGAUUUUGGAAUCGAGGAUGACGUAUGGACCGAUCAAGGAACUGUUCUCGCGUAUCACGUUUCCGCCGAGUUUGGCAAAUGGGGACUUAUUGGUGGGGGUUGGACCCAUUGUACGUCGAGUGGGCUGGACAGAUGAACGCAUUAUGGCAGUAGGGAUGUACAUUGACCCGGAAGCAGCGACAAGGGAACUGGAAAAGUUCAAUGGACGCGUCGCCAAGAGUUUGUAUGGCGAUCAGCAAUUUUACAAUCACCUGCUCUUUCAUACGACGUUCCGACGCAGUUUCGUGGUUACUGCACGUAAACGUGUGUCCAAGUCCGUGCUGACGGCACUACUACGCGAUGAACUGACCCCGCGCAUGGGGCCGAAUGCUGCAGCGACGACCACGUUCCUUGGGUUCAUUGAAAAGUCGCUCAAGAAAGCCGAGUCUAUGGUCAUGCGGAUACAUGAGGACGACCGAUUCGAGUACCGACUGCGGGGGCAGUUGUAUCCACCGAUUGCGUCGCACGCACUUUGCAAGUGUAUUCAAGCACUCUUUUUCGACAGUAAUUCCAUUCAGCACGAUGCGAAACGCGGUCUGAUUGAGCGAUUACCAUCGUUGUGGGGUGGUGAGGUGCUGGACGUACACGACGAAAUCUUUGGAAGUCUUCACGAGCGGAUUCAGAAUGUUGAUAGCGAGGACGAAGAAGACACUGAAUCUGAUGAUGAAGACGACUGUGACGAUGAUGAAGAUGACAGCGAGGCAGAAGAUCUGUUUGGUAGCCACGGAGGUACGAGUCACCAUUCCAGCGAUGAUGAAGAAGGACACAAGGAGAACAAUAACGAUGAGCAGGAAGGGGAUCACUCAGUGCUUACGGCGGACAAGCGCGUCCGUUCAAAGAGAAAUAACCACUUCGAUUUUUCUGCGAUUUACCAGCGACCAUCAACGCAAGAUGAAUGGGCGGACUAUGACGACAAAGAACUGGAGAUGCUGCAACGCCAGAGUCGUAGCCUUAUGGUGCACUUUGGCCCAAUGUUGGACCGAGACAGCAAUGUUAUAUUCAGUGGAGAAUUGGCUGUUGAUGGCAGUGCAUUGUUGGGAACAUGGUCACACCAAUUUUCAAUGUCUCCAGAUGAGUACGAUGCGCCCGGCGACUCUCGCCAGCGUCGAUUCACAGUUGGAUUGUAUGUGGAUCCAGGUGCGAUUGGUGAAAGUCUUCUUAAGUUCAAAGGUCUUUCGAUCGGCAGCAUUGUCCAGAAUACGGACUACUUUCAUCAGUUCUCGAGUGGUACAUUCCAGAAACAUCUUGUUAUCAAGGUGGACGCCAAGGUAAAACUUCGGGUUCUGCUCAAGUAUUUUGACUUGCGCCUCCAAUCUCUGGUGGCAUCGUUUGAAGAUGUCAAGAAGCCUUUUGAUAAUUUGGCGGAACUUUGGGAUAGCAUGCAUCCACAAGAGCAUCAUCAGCAACUUGAGCUGACUCCAAAGGACGAGGCCCGGUUUUCGAUUGCCCCCGACAAGAAAAUGGUGCUAAAGGUGAAAAAGCGUGGGUUGUGUAAGGAAGACAAAAAACAGAAUAAUGCUGUGAAUUUUGGUGCCUUCGUGGCACCGAAUGGCGAGGAUAUCUCGGAUAGUGUAGAUGCCACACCAUCGUCUUCUCAAACGAGUAUCGCGAUGCCGAUCGGUGCCAGUACUCCUUCUCAGGUGGGUCACUCUCGUGGAGCUGUUGAAAUGGAGCUAGUACUUCCUGCUCCACCGUUCCAUCUGGUUCUUGAAAGUCUGAUAUUUGGCUUCCACGCAAUGGACCCAUCGGCUCGAACGCAACUCAUGGAACGUAUACCGAAUCUCCUCGAUCUCGUGCCGGACGAUCUUGCCCAUACUUAUCACGAUGAGAUCCAGGCGUUGCGGGAAAACUACAAACGUCAAAAGCCGGAGAACCGCGUGAAAGUGGGGUACCUGUCGAUUUCAUUCGAAAAACGAAAACUGCAAAAAAGUACAGAGAAGGGCGGCGCCAAGGAGGUCACGAUGGUUCCUUCACGGUGGUCCAAGCGCUGGUGCCGUCUAGAUGGGACCUUGUUUUCGUACUAUUCUCACAAGCGAUCUCGUAAAUACCGGGACAUGAUGGAACUCACGCGAUGUGAGGUAGUAGAGAUCACGGCCAACAGCGGCCCCGAUGUUGCGCGUUUUGCGUGGGAAAAGGGUGAGAGUGAUAGCGUUCGUAUCGCGGUCAUAAAACCUAACGGUGAGAUACUGGCGCUACGAACUGAAACCAUAUAUGAAGGUGAAGAGUGGCUAGAAUCGCUCACCGACGCCAGCAAGGUGCGUCGGUACGGUGACAGUCCCGACAAUUGGGUUGCGUGGGAUGCGAACUUCUCGCAGCGCGAACGACGAAGCAGUAGCAACCAAGACGGAACACCCAACCGUGGUGAUAGGAGCGGCUCGUCAGAGAGCACUUCAAAUAGUGAGCGGCACUCCGGCGUCGGGCAAGGUUCAGUUGUGAACCGCAAGAGCCAUGUAAACUCAGUUGCAGCCAGUAACUUGCCACUGGAUACAACAUACGAAGAGGAUGACGGCUACCUUGAUGAUACAAAUGUUGACGAGUACGACAGCGACGAGGAUGUGGUCAAGAAGGACGGCUCGUUGCUUGCUUGGAUGCAAGAGGAUCCUCGUCACGCUAUUAUUGCAUUUUUGCUGGUUUUUAUCGUGUACCUCGCAUCCAUGAUGCACCGGGUCCAGCCCGUUCUCGUUACUAGCACUGAGGUGCCGUGA
Peronospora matthiolae is the source of this 3513-nucleotide messenger RNA. The record is from the annotation of a GenBank genome assembly. Lineage: Eukaryota; Oomycota; Peronosporomycetes; Peronosporales; Peronosporaceae.